UGAUUACCUAUUCUACUGUCAGUGAAGAAAGCAACGUUAAUAUUGUACUGUAGGCGUUAUCUUUUCUAUUUCAAUUUACUUUCCAUCAAAAUACUUUUGUCAAUCCAUGCUUUAUAAAUUUUAUUUUAAUUAUAAAUUACUACCAUAAUAACGAUCAAUUUAUCAUAAAAAGUUGUACAUUUCAUUUCUUUGUGCUGUAAUUAAAAUGAAUUGUGAUAAUCUGACAUACUAUAUUUAUGACCUCUCGCGUAAUCUACGUGUUUAUUAACAAAAGCCAACUGCCGAUUUAUAUUUUGAUAAUAAAAUAGAUUCGAUGAAUACUAUGAGUGCGCAACAGAGCCCGGCGAACAUGCAAGCCGUCGUGGACAGAGAAAAGAUUUAUACAUGGAUCUUAGAGCUAUGCAAUCCAGAAACAAGGGAAAACGCUCUACUCGAACUGAGCAAGAAGCGUGAGGUUGUGCCGGAUUUAGCGCCUAUGUUAUGGCACAGUUUCGGUACGAUUGCCGCCUUACUACAGGAGAUUACUAAUAUUUACGUGGCUAUGAUACCUCCGACGUUGACAGCCCAUCAAAGCAAUCGUGUUUGCAAUGCUUUAGCAUUAAUGCAAUGCGUUGCUUCUCAUCCUGAGACGAGAUCUGCAUUUCUUCAAGCACAUGUUCCUUUGUUUUUAUAUCCUUUUCUUCAUACUGUAUCUAAAACUCGUCCAUUUGAAUAUUUACGACUAACCAGUUUAGGUGUAAUUGGAGCUUUAGUAAAAACAGAUGAGCAAGAAGUAAUAACGUUUUUACUGACAACUGAAAUCAUACCACUGUGCCUGCGCAUUAUGGAGAAUGGUUCCGAAUUAUCCAAGACUGUUGCCACAUUCAUACUGCAGAAGAUUCUAUUAGAUGACAGUGGGUUGUGUUACAUCUGUCAAACCUACGAUAGAUUCUCGCAUGUGGCUAUGAUAUUGGGAAAAAUGGUGUUGUCUCUAGCGAAGGAUCCAUCAGCUCGUCUCCUUAAACAUGUUGUUCGUUGUUACCUUCGCUUGUCAGAUAAUCCCAGAGCUCGUGAGGCACUCAGACAAUGUCUUCCAGACCAGCUACGAGAUGCAACAUUUACAGCAUGCCUCCAAGAGGACAAUUCAACAAAGCACUGGUUGGCACAACUGAUAAAGAAUUUAGAAGCUCAGCCACCUCCUGCUAGUCCCGCUCAACCAAACAUGUACAAAUCAAGAUGAAAACCGCUAAUUUUAUAUGCAGGUUUAGUGAGCUGGAUUAGAAAUAAAUUUUUUAACAAUUUGGAUCUUAUAUUUUUUAUUCUAUAUGUAUUGUAACAAAAAGGCUAUAGCAAGCAGACAUUCAGGGACUGUAUUCAUUUAUAAAACUUAAAUUUAUCGCAAUGAAACAUGACUCAAAAUAUGAUAAUAAUUUUAAAUUUUUCA
Messenger RNA from Galleria mellonella (greater wax moth), 1423 nucleotides. It is a transcript of the gene Rcd-1, whose product is annotated as CCR4-NOT transcription complex subunit 9. The transcript is spliced from 2 exons. The record is from RefSeq and is a predicted model, not a curated record. Gene Ontology annotation, cellular component: CCR4-NOT core complex; P-body; CCR4-NOT complex. Gene Ontology annotation, biological process: mRNA catabolic process; negative regulation of translation. Lineage: Eukaryota; Metazoa; Arthropoda; Insecta; Lepidoptera; Pyralidae. The coding region runs from base 314 to 1219 and encodes 301 amino acids.